This is a messenger RNA of Alternaria rosae, 478 nucleotides long. RefSeq lists its product as uncharacterized. NCBI's taxonomy places the organism in Eukaryota, Fungi, Ascomycota, Dothideomycetes, Pleosporales, Pleosporaceae. The record is from RefSeq and is a predicted model, not a curated record. The transcript has a single exon. The coding region runs from base 8 to 403 and encodes 131 amino acids.
CUAGUACAUGUCCGAUAGCCCAGGAUCCAAGUUUCUCGCAGAUAGUCUCCACCACACCAUCCGUGUGCAGCGGCACUUGAGUACCAGUAUGAUCAUCUCUACUCAAGAACCGACCGUAUCCACGGACCUUAUAGCGCUUUGCAACAUCACCGUCAUUCAUCGCUUUACGAGCCCUACCUGGUAUGCCGCAAUCAAGAGACAUAGCAGCGCCCUGGACGACAACAAGGCUCUCAUGCAGCGGAUCGAGGGAUUGGAAACCGGAGAAGCGCUUGUGUACUGCCCGAACACUGUACUCACGAAAAAUGACGACGGAAGCUUAGUAAAAGCUACGGGCCGGCUGCUUAAGGUCAACAUCCGGAAAAGGAUAACGCAAGACGGUGGCGAGUCGAUCAUGGCCGUGUGAUUGGUUGCGCAUGCUCUGCAGGUGUACCGGCGUGGGUCGAGCAUGAUUCCUGGGCGUUUUGAGUGGAUGUGAUUA